AUGCAAAAACCACCCCCUGGUUCUGUGGGCCCUUCUAUUAUCAAAGAUGACUGGGGGUAUCUUCUGACGACGUGGAUCAACCACUUCUACACUCGGGACCGUGUGCAUUUCAUACUUCGAUAUUCUCAGUUGAGUCCGGAACAUUUGCAGCAGGCUUUGAAAGAUUACGUUGAAAUUAAACAAAUUUUGAAAAAAACGCCGAAUUCCCCACUUUUCAAAAACAACGCGCCACAAAUUUCAAAAAUAAUUAUCGACAUCGAAGAAAUCGAAAGCGCUAGGACCAUUGCGACAGAUCCAAAAUCAACCAAAGGUGAUUGGGAUCGGCUUUUCGGACACUGGAUUUUUCUCAAUUUUUCUCGUGUCCAGAUAAAAGACCAUCUUCUCAUCAUUAUGCCAGAAGAGGACAAUCCAAAUGUCAUGAAGGCAUACUACGAUUUGUUUGUAUAG
Plasmopara halstedii is the source of this 447-nucleotide messenger RNA. RefSeq lists its product as uncharacterized. The transcript has a single exon. The record is from RefSeq and is a predicted model, not a curated record. The coding region runs from base 1 to 447 and encodes 148 amino acids. Lineage: Eukaryota; Oomycota; Peronosporomycetes; Peronosporales; Peronosporaceae.